Linum tenue is the source of this 1546-nucleotide messenger RNA. The record is from the annotation of a GenBank genome assembly. NCBI's taxonomy places the organism in Eukaryota, Viridiplantae, Streptophyta, Magnoliopsida, Malpighiales, Linaceae.
UGCACAAAAAAGUAAUCCAAAACAACAAAUAGGAACGAACAUAUACUUUGCACCAGAAGCCAAGAAAUCCACAGCUAAAGAGAGAACAGAGCGUUAAAAGCAUGCAAAAGCUUCAAUGCCACAGAUACUGUAAAGUUGGCCUCAAAACUCAUCCUACAAAACCCCCAUCUCAGCUCCAUGCCAUUCUCAAAAUCCUCCUUCUUAGUGCUACUUACCUCCACACCAAAACACACAUAACACCAUACCACUUUGCCAUCAAUGGUAGGAACGAACCCGGGAUCGAAAAUCGGCCGAAACAGGGCGGUUGGCAGCAUGCUGGGACUCUCCUGUCUCAUGCUGCUGUCGCUCCAACAAGCUAGUGCAUUCCAGUUCACUGUCGGUGGCGCCAAAGGUUGGACGGUUCCUGACAAUUCCUCCGCCUUGAACUACAAUUCUUGGGCAGAACGCAACCGGUUCUCCACUGGAGACUCCAUCUUGUUCAUGUACAACCCUGAUCGCGACUCCGUGCUGGAAGUGAGCAAGGGCGACUACGACAACUGCACCACGACUUCACCCGUCGGGACAUACUCCGACGGCCACACCCUCUACACUUUCAACCACUCCGGCGCCCACUACUUCAUCAGCGGGAACAGGGACAACUGCCUGAACAACGAGAAGGUCGUCGUGGUCGUUCUGGCCGACAGGAGCAAGAAUGGAACUGCACCUGCUGCUUCCCCGCCAUCUCCUCAGUCACCAUCGCCUGCACCGGCCAUGGAUCAGUCACCUCCUCCCGGGAUAGUUCAGCUCACCCCUGCACAGUCUCCUGAAGGCGAGUCGCCCAACAAUGGAGCAUCGUCUUCCAUGGCUGCUGCAGCAGGGAUCGUCGGUUCAGUCGGAGCUUUCUUGGCCUCGUCCCUCGUGCUCGGAUUCUGAUUAUUGGUUCAACGGACCGAGUUCGCUUUCGUGGUUGCUUAACAUUCAUAACUUCUUGUUUCCUUUUUUACCCACACUUUUGUUAUCCUUCUUGUAUCAGAGAUGUUUUUCAUUGUUUGGUGUUUCAGUAUUUGUUUGUCGUGGAGAUGGCAAUAAGGUUAUGAACCAAACUGGUGUGUAUUUCAAGAGCAUGUUUGUAAAGAAAAGGAAAAAUAACUGAAAGAGAAGAGUGUUCUAAAACAUACCUUCUGCAUUUCAACGACGUUUCUUCCUUAACAAGGCUCCAGCGAGAAGAUCUCGGUCUCAAGUCUGAAAUCGACAGCCACAAUCCAUAGGCUUCGUGUUUCCGACUUCGAAAAUCGGAAAACGUAUUACAGAGGACUUCCAAUGGCAAAGCUGAUGAGUUAACAAAGAAUCAAAAGAUUCUUCGACCAUCUAUUUUCCGGUCAUUACUCCAAACACCAAUGCAGAAAUGGAUGAAGAUCACAAGCACCGUAACUAAACCAGAGCACGAUAAGGGCGCGGCACAGAGAGGAUAGGCACUGAACGUGCUUCAUGGUGUAUAUUAUGGAAGUGUCCCAUAAAUAACUGUUCUAUCCUGUUCUUGCUUGCUAAUGCUAAUUUAAUAAACCCU